CUAUACCGACUACCGAGUCAAACUAUACCGUUGCCAAGCUUAAACCGCUCUUCUACAAGAGGGGCCCAUGGCUUGCCAUCCCAAGGCGGCAACAGUCACACACGAGCUCCGAGAACACCCAGUCCCAGACUCCAACAGAGCAGAGGAGCCAUGGCAGCAUCCAUGGUCGCCCCGACGCUCUGGGCUCUCCCCUUCCUCCUCCUCUGCGCCGCCUUCUCUUCACGCGUGGCGCACGGGGUGAGCGGCCACGGCAUCGGCGUCAACUACGGCAGGGUGGCCGACGACAUCCCGCCGCCGCGGCGCUCGGUUGAGCUGCUCCGCGCGGCGGGGGCCGGGUCGGUCAAGAUCUACGACGCCAACCCGGCCGUGCUCCGCACGCUGGCGGGCACGCGCAUGCGGGUCUCUAUCAUGGUGCCCAACGAGAUCAUCCCGGACCUCGCCGCCUCCGCGGCCGCCGCGGACCGGUGGGUGGCGGAGAACCUGGUCCCCUACCUCCCGGAGACGCGGGUCAAGUUCCUCCUGGUGGGAAACGAGGUGCUCUCCGACCAGUCCAUCGCCGGCUCCACCUGGCCGCGCCUGGUCCCGGCGAUGGAGAACCUCCACCGGAGCCUCCGCGCGCGGGGCAUCAGCAGCGUCAAGAUCGGCACCACGCUCGCCAUGGACACGCUCGCCGACGGCGCCUUCCCGCGCCCGCCGUCGGCCGCCGCGUUCCGCCCCGACAUCGCCGACGCCGUCGUGCGCCCGCUGCUCCACUUCUUGAACGGGACCAACUCCUACUACUUCGUCGACACGUACCCCUACUUCGUCUGGUCGGAAAACAACCUCACCGUCCCGCUCGACUACGCGCUCUUCCAGGGCGGCGCACGCUACGUCGACCCGGGUACCGGUCUGACAUACACCAACCUGCUCGACGAAAUGCUCGACGCAGUUGUCGUCGCGAUGGCGAAGCUCGGGUACGGGCACGUCAAGCUGGCCAUCGCGGAGACCGGGUGGCCCAACGGCUGCGACUACGACCAGAUUGGCGGCAACGUCCACAACGCAGCCAUCUACAACAGGAACCUCGCGAUACGGAUGGCCAAGAACCCCGGCACGCCGGCACGGCCGGGCGCCAAGAUGCCGGUGUUCGUGUUCUCGCUCUACAACGAGAACCUCAAGGGGGGCCCGGGCACCGAGCGGCAUUGGGGGCUGUACUAUGCCAACGGCACGGCAGUCUACCAGAUCGACCUCACCGGACGGCGGCCGCUGUGGUCCUACCUGCCGCUGCCGACGCCGGAGAACAACACGCCGUACAAGAGCCCAAUAUGGUGCGUGCUGUCGGCCGCCGCCAGCAAGAAGCUGAACGAGACGGCGGUGGGGAGCGCGCUGUCGUACGCGUGCGGGCAGGGGAACGGGACGUGCGACGCCAUCCAGCCCGGCGGGAAGUGCUUCCUGCCGAACACGACGGCGGCGCACGCCAGCUACGCGUUUAACUCGUACUGGCAGCAGCUGAGGAAGACCGGAGCUACAUGCUACUUCAAUAACCUCGCAGAGCAGACCGUUAAAGACCCAAGCCAUGGAUCCUGCAAGCUCCGCAGCUCAUUGGGCUAAUAACUGAUUGCAUGUGAUUGUCCAUUUCGUCGAGCCUGAUUAGACAAGGGAGCUAGGAACGUGCUUGUCACGGUGGGUGUUGUCAAACUUUCGCUGUAACAAAGAAAAACUUGCUCACAUCAGAAACAAAAAUGAGAGGGGAAAGAUUGCUUGCCAUGCAUGAGCAUAUUGAUCCCGUUACGGUCCGAAACAUGUAUGUGAAGAGACGAAAAAAAAUUAAAAUUAGGCAACAUAUAUGAGCGUAUUUCUUGAA
Phragmites australis (common reed) is the source of this 1840-nucleotide messenger RNA. RefSeq names its product probable glucan endo-1,3-beta-glucosidase A6. Gene Ontology annotation, cellular component: plasma membrane. NCBI's taxonomy places the organism in Eukaryota, Viridiplantae, Streptophyta, Magnoliopsida, Poales, Poaceae. Gene Ontology annotation, biological process: carbohydrate metabolic process. The coding region runs from base 151 to 1587 and encodes 478 amino acids. The record is from RefSeq and is a predicted model, not a curated record. The transcript has 3 exons. Gene Ontology annotation, molecular function: hydrolase activity, hydrolyzing O-glycosyl compounds.